ACUGCACAAACCGGAACGACGUCAUCACACUGACAGCAGGAAACCGGUGGCGGGAAAUACUAGUAGACUAUGAAGCACAUACUGUAAACGUUUCUGUAUAAACACAGCGUUCUGAAUGCUAUUGUUGGUUAUUGUUCUCGUAUAGUUACUGCUGUGUUGGGCACUUUUAAUGCCUCGGUAACGUGUCGGUCUGUUUCAUCCUGUUCGUGUUGCAGCACGGUGUCCGCUCUCUAACAGCACGAUGGUUCAGAUAGUCAUAAGAUCCAGUGUGGAUGGCAGCAGUCCUGCUGAAUGGCUGCUGGUGGAGCUGCAGGGAGAGAUGUUCUCCAGACACAAUUCUGCUCUGGCAGGGAAUGUGAUGGGAGACCUGCUCUACACCAGAGAGGUGAACACGGGGGUGCCAGUGCUCAUUGUAGGGCACCAUAUUCUUUAUGGGAAGCAGGUGAAACUGGAAAAACCCUUUGCUGUACUCACCAAGCAUUCGAGCCAUUUGCAGGACAGCCAGGGUUGCCGUGACAGCGACAAUGAAAACAAUGAUGUCCCACAGUUACCCAUGGAAACCAAGCAGCCAGGAGCCCCCUCCACCUCCUACUGCGUGACCGCGCUCAUCAAACGGAAGCUGAUCUUCAAGACGCGGCCCAAACCCAUCAUCACCAACGUCCCCAAGAAGCUCUAGUGGGACUGCAGCGCCUCCUCACGGGGUCAGAGGUCACCUGAUCCAUCUGACCGUCAGAGGUCAUUGCCCUCUGAUAUCAUGCAGUGUGAUUACAUAUGUGUUGUACAACUGAUCCAUCCUGUAAACCUUUAAACCAGAACUGGUUCCAACGAGAGACUUUAAUGACGCCUCUUUCCAGUAUGAAUAAAUAUUGUAUUAUAUAUGUUA
Messenger RNA from Trematomus bernacchii (emerald rockcod), 883 nucleotides. It is a transcript of the gene chtf8, whose product is annotated as CTF8, chromosome transmission fidelity factor 8 homolog (S. cerevisiae). The coding region runs from base 242 to 676 and encodes 144 amino acids. The transcript has 3 exons. The record is from RefSeq and is a predicted model, not a curated record. Gene Ontology annotation, cellular component: Ctf18 RFC-like complex. Gene Ontology annotation, biological process: mitotic sister chromatid cohesion. Lineage: Eukaryota; Metazoa; Chordata; Actinopteri; Perciformes; Nototheniidae.